UCAGAGACGCUGAAGGGACAGACAUUAAUAUUCAGAGAUGAAUGGAAGACAAAGGAUGAAGCUUCUACUGAGCAGUCUGCUACUCACGUUUCUGUGUGCUCAUUUUUCUCAGUGUGUUUCUUCAGACACGAUUGUUGUGAAACAGACUCCUGAUGUUUCGGUCCAGGACGGGGAGACAAUAAACAUCACCUGCUGCUGGACGGAGAACAUUGAACGAACGAGAGUGUACUGGCUGAAAAACCAAAUAUUUAUCAAGAAUGAAACUAACCAUAAACCUCAAGAAUCUCUGAAUCAGCAGGAAGAUUCUUGUUCAACUCUGAUCUUUCCAAAUAUCACUAGAAAUGAUUCAGGCAGAUACAUCUGCAGGGUUAAUGUGGAGAUACCAGUAUUUAAAGACGUUGAAGGAAAUGGUACGAUCAUCACAGUUACAUCCAGAGAAAACAAAGAUGACAACACAGAUCACCAUAAAGAUGACGGUGUGUUCAUCUUUGUCCUGAGGUGCCUGCUCAUCACUGCCCUCUUCUCAUCCCUCCUGUUGUUCCAGUGUUGGUGGACUAAAACUCGGAACACAUCAGCUGCUUCUGGAAGCAAAUCCACUCCACUGCAAAGACGAGACGGAGAUCAGCAGGAACAUCAGGAACAUCAGGAGAGAUGA
Messenger RNA from Melanotaenia boesemani (Boeseman's rainbowfish), 655 nucleotides. RefSeq lists its product as uncharacterized. The coding region runs from base 38 to 655 and encodes 205 amino acids. The transcript is spliced from 4 exons. Gene Ontology annotation, biological process: B cell differentiation; B cell receptor signaling pathway. Lineage: Eukaryota; Metazoa; Chordata; Actinopteri; Atheriniformes; Melanotaeniidae. The record is from RefSeq and is a predicted model, not a curated record. Gene Ontology annotation, cellular component: external side of plasma membrane; B cell receptor complex.